Messenger RNA from Emiliania huxleyi CCMP1516, 2184 nucleotides. RefSeq lists its product as hypothetical. Gene Ontology annotation, biological process: signal transduction. The coding region runs from base 1 to 2184 and encodes 727 amino acids. The transcript is spliced from 4 exons. The record is from RefSeq and is a predicted model, not a curated record. NCBI's taxonomy places the organism in Eukaryota, Haptophyta, Isochrysidales, Noelaerhabdaceae.
AUGAGCGUCGCCGUCAUCGUCCUCAGCACGGCCGCGGCCACACACCGGGCGAUCAUCUCGUGCCCGACAGCUUUCGUCAAUCUCUCUGUCUCUUGCGUGCGCGCCGGCGGCGAGUGGCGGGCGAUCGACAGAUUGGCGAACCCUUCUCGAGUCCCCGCCUCCUUCCACUUCACCGACUCCUCGCUGCUCGAGGUCGAAACGGGAGAGCUGGAGCGGGCGAGUCAGGUGGGCACCUGCCAACCCGCCACGGCGGACGGGCACGCAGUGUUCGAACCCGAGGCGUCAAAGAUUGAGGUGGCGAAGGGGCACCACCCGACCAAGCUGACCGAGAUCAUGCCCGUGAACGUGCCCGAGUCGUGGGCCGCUGGGCAGCUCCGAAAGCUGGUCGAGACGGGCCUCGGCUUGGUCGAGACGGGCCUCGUCUGCGCGGGAUCCUUGCUGCUCGGGCGUUCGCGAGUCGCCUCGCUCGGAGUAUCCGUCACACACGUCCGCUUGGCCGCCGCCGCGCUGCUCGUCGGCAGGGUGGCCGCGCAGAAUGCAUGUGGCGAAUGCGUGGCGUGCAAGUGCGUCGCGUGCGUCAAUGAGAUCCCUUCGGGAUGCUAUCCCUACGAUCCUACCGGAGACAUGGGGCCACCGAACGCUGAAGUGUGCAUUGAACAAGCUGGUGGCAUUGAUUGCUCCGUCGUACCCCGGGCUCCGCCGUACCCGCCUUCACCGCCGCCUUCGCCGCUCCUCCCUGGCGGCUACUUCAUCACCGGCCCGUGCUCGCUCACCGACGGCGGCUCGUGCGCCGCGUCGCCAAACUACCCGCUCAGCUACGGCAACAACGAGAUGUGCACCAUCAGCGGCGUGCCGCCGGUUGGGCUGGAGGUGGUCGCCUUUGAUGUGGAGAGUGGCUUCAUCUACGACUAUCUCACCGUCAACGGCGUGAGGCGCGCCCUCAUGCGGCUCGUCUCGUCGAAGCGCGAGCCGAUGCGCGAAGGCAUCACCCUCGCCGAAGGCCAGCAGUGGCACCUCUUCCUCAGCCACGUCUGGAGCACGGGGCAGGACGCCGUCGCUGUCAUCAAGAACGAGCUCCAGCAGUUCCUCCCCGGCUGCGAGAUCUUCCUCGACGUCGACGACCUCAAGAACAUCGGAGAGCUGGAGGCGUACAUUGGUCGCUCGCAGGUGGUGCUCUGCUUCCUCUCGCGGGGCUACUUGCGCUCGACAAACUGCUUGCGAGAGGUCCGCGCAGCGCUGGAGAUGGGCAAGCCGCUCGUGCUCGUCCACGAGGCAGACCCGGCCAAGGGCGGAGGCACGCUCGCCGAGCUGCGGUCCGAGUGCCCCGAGGAGCUUCAGGCCGCCAUCUUUGACGCCGGCUGGCCGAUGGUGGUGUGGCAUCGGAUCGAGGACUUUCAGCACGUCUCGCUCAAGGUCAUCGCCGAGGCGCUGCUGUUGAAGACGCCAAAGUACGCGGGCGAGGACGCGCUGCCCCUGUGCAUCCCGGGCGAGCUACGAGCUGACGGCCUCGCCUUCCCCAAGCCGGUGGUUCUCUGGGCCUCGACUGUGAACGACGGGGCGCGAGAUCUCGCCAAUGCGGUCGUGGCCGCCGUGGCUGGCAGCAUCUCUGUCACCGACGCACCGCCCUCGCGCCUCUCCUCGCUACCUCGCGCGAGCGACAGCGGCGGCGACGAGGCGACGCACAUGCUACUCUACUUGAAGUGGUCGACGUGGGCUGGCGAUGGCGCCGAGGCGCUCGCAGAGCAGGUGCGCGCCGCGCGCGAGGCCAAGCUGCCAAUCGUCAUGGCGCACGAGAACGACGCCGCGCUCGGCGGCUGCAUCUUUGGGCGCUUUUUCGAGGUGACGCCGCGCGACCUGAUUGCCGAUGGGCUGUACGACGACCUCGCCGUCGGCUGCCACGAGGACCCGCACCGCCAGGUGUCGAUCGCCCUCCUCGCACAAGCGCUCGGCGCGACCAAGCAGACGGCUCAGUCACGCGUGCGCCGCGGCACCGCCCUCGCUCGAACGGCGCAGACCCGCGGCUCCUCUUCAAAGACAGAGCUGCAGGAGCAGUCAGUGGGUUUGCAUGGCAUGCCUGGUGAGUUGCCAGCGCUGGGUUGCCGCGACGACUCGGUGGGCGACGAGCUAGUUGCAGAAGGCUGCGAUGAGCCGGGGGCGCAUGCUCAGAUGAGCCAGAUCGUCUGA